AUGCAAGCCCGCCUCUCCCCUAGCUGUCUACGACGUGUGCAAGAGCUCUGGUUUGACGACGGAAACCUCGUCAUUCAGACGGAUUCUGCCCAGUACAAGGUCUACCGCGGCACCCUGGCCCGACAUUCGGCGGUUUUUCGCGACAUGCUGUCGUUUCCUCAACCAAGGAACCCGAAGCGGGUGGAAGGGUGUCCGAUUGUACAUUUGCCUGAUGCGGAAGUAGAGGUUACGCCCUUUCUGAAAGCGCUUUUCGAACCCAACUUCUUCCCACCAUUUCCUUCUCGCACGACCUUCUCCGCUGUCUACGGUUGUCUCCGACUCGCGCAUAAAUACGGUGCCGAUGAUCUUCGUCGUUGUGCUCUUGUCCAUUUCACGUCCCAGUUCAGAACCACGCUUGCCGAAUGGGACUACGGCGAUUUUAAGUCCACGAAAACCAAUCGUUUGCCUGCACAAGUCGCGUCGUGGCCAUGUCCAACCGACUCAAGCUACCUGAUCUGCUGCCUCCAGCUCGCACGGGAAGUGGAAGCCCUCUGGACCCUACCGCGAAUAUUCUACACGCUCUCCUCCAAUUUCGACAUCCUCAGCGACAGGCUGUUCCAUGGCGCGAUAUUCCAGGGCAUCGAAGCAGAGCUUGGCAGUGCCUCGGACCAAUGCACACUCAUCGAAGGGUCAGAGAAGCAAAUGAAAGCAUCAUGGGACAUCGUCCAGCUCCUCCGAUCCGGCCCGUCAGAUGACUGCCUGACCGAGCUCACCUGCGCGCGCACGAUUUUGCGGGCAGCAGCGAACACGAAAGUCGGCUGUCGGGAUUUCCACCGGAGUCCGCUGGGGAUCUGGAACGAGGGUGAUUGGCGGCUGUUUCGCGAGGCGUGUGCGAAUUGCCGCAGUUUGCUUCAGGAUGCUCAUAAGGCCGCUCGACAGCAGUUUUGGGACAACUUACCUGGGAUGUAUAAUCUCCCCCCGUGGGAGCGCUUGGAGGAAUUGAAGGUAGAUGCUAUUAAAGAUGAUUUAUUCAUUUAG
Molecule: messenger RNA, 1017 nt
Organism: Mycena indigotica
Lineage: Eukaryota; Fungi; Basidiomycota; Agaricomycetes; Agaricales; Mycenaceae
Exons: 2
Coding region: 1-1017 (338 amino acids)
Source: RefSeq, a predicted model, not a curated record